CCCGCGAUGGAGGCUGAUAGAGACGAGCGGCUGCGGCGGGAGGCGGCGGAGUACUACCGAGGCCACCGAGUGCCGCAGCGAAUGGAGGAAGCGCUCAACACCCUCUUCCCGCUGCGCCCCGCGGACCUCUACGGGGAUUUGGCUAACUACUUCUCUAAAUUUUCAAAAGCUCCAGUCGUAUGCAAACUAGCUGGAAGAAAAGUUCUUGAUGGAGUUGGUCAACCAACAUUAGAAGUGGAAAUAUAUUGCACAGUGAAAAACCGUGAGAAGAGGAUUUGUUCUGCUAUAAUUUCUUCUCAUUAUCAAAUACCUGAGAAUGCUUUAUCUGAAACAACCGAAGCUGAUGAGAAAGAGAGAAAUGACUCUGUUACCACUGCUGUGGAAUGGGUGAAUGAAUCUCUAAGCACAAUGAUAAGAGACUGGAAGCCUACUGACCAAUGUGAAAUUGAUAAGAUGCUUGGUGAAUACUUUUCAAAAAAGGAAGAAGAAAAAAAAGAAAUUGAAGAGGAAGAAGAAGAUGAUGAUGACACUCUUUCCGUAACUUCUUGUGCUCCAUCAGCAGUGGCACAAUCUGGGCAAAAAAAGGAAGCAAAAACAGGGAAGAAGUCAAGUAUACAGAUAACAAUCCCACCUGCAGAACCCAGUGAAUCAGUGCUGUGUGGCAGCUUAGCCAUUGGGGGAACAUCGCUCGCUGUAGCUAAGGCUGGUGCCUCCAUUAAUGGCAUCCCAUUGUACUUACACACUGCACUGCUGAAACGCAGUCAGGAUUCACCUAAAGAAAUGACUUUGCCACUUCCAAUGGUUACUCUGUUGAGCUGUGAAAAAUUUUCAUCUUCAAAACUCAAAUUAGUGAAAGAAGUUAUGCUCAUACCACCAGUUCAGUUAUCGCUCAAACAGGGCAUUGAAAGAGCUCUGGACAUUCAAAAAGAAAUGAUGAGACUGCUGGAGCCUGCAGGGAAAGCGCAGCCCAGUCCUCACCUAGCAGACAGUAAGAAAGACAGAGCACGUAAUAAAGAGAAGCAAGCUCCGCCACCAGCCUUAAAAGGAGUAUCACACUUAGGCUGCCUGAUAACGGGAUGUGAUAAUCUAGAGCAACCUCUCCUCCUAAUGCAGACAGCUUGCAACAAUAUAGGUCUGGAGCUGGGAAAAGAUUUGUAUUUAGCAAUUAAUUGUGCUGCUCAUGAAUUAAUGGACUACGUGAAAGGAAAAUAUGAAAUACUUACUGGAACAUUCAGAAGCCCUGAUGAAAUGGUCGACACGUACGUGGAACUGGUUAAUAAAUUUCCUUCCAUUAUUGCCUUAGUAGAUCCCUUAAGGAAAGAGGACAGACAGCAAUGGAAUAACUUGUGUCGUGCUCUUGGUUCCAAAUGUUACCUGAUUGCUGAAGAUGCUGCCACAAAUACUUCCAAGCUUAAAACAGACCAGAACAUAAACAUACCGAUGUGCAGUGGUGUUGUCCUAAAAUAUGUUAAUCAAACCAAGGUAUCAGACCUCGUCGAACUGACUGCACGUCUUGAUGGUCAAAGACGUGUUACCAUAUUAGGAAGUCCAGAUGGAGAAUCUUCUGAUGAUAGCCUUGUGGAUCUGGCUGUUGGACUGGGUGCCAGGUUUGUCAAGCUGGGAGGUCUUUCCCGCGGAGAAAGGGUGACCAAAUACAACCGCCUUCUUGCUAUAGAGGAAGAACUGGCCAAGAAUAGAACGCUACGGUAUGAUGCAAAUUUUGAAUUUACUGAUUUUGAUGAAGAAUCACAGCCAGAAAAACAACAGCCUGAAGUCCUUCCUCCCCCACAGCAGGAUUCAGUGCCUUCACAGCUCUCUGUGCCAGCCCUGCAGGGUCACGAGGUGCCUGCUCAGCUCCUGGAGAGCAGCACACUGACCUAAGUUGCCCAAAAUAACUGUCAGGAGACCCUUGCUUUCAGCUGAAAACAAGUUAACUGAACACUGACUGCAGUUUGGAAACACCGCAGAAUUCUAUGCUGUAUUUACGAAUGGACAAAACAAGUACCUCUGUGUUAACUUCAAAACUAAAUGUUUGUUUUGAGAGAUCUCUCCACACAAAGAGCAAACUAUUGACAAACAGUAAAAAAAAAAAAGGAACAUUUUACAAAAAACAAAGGCCUUGACUGUUAUGCUGCUCCAUCCCCCCCACACAACCCUCAAUGCUGCUCUUAGAUCUGGCCUACAAGGGAAAUGUUGCUCCAGUUCUAGCCAGCUAUCAAUACAAGUGCAUCAGUGCAAACUCCAAAUGUAGGGCACAAAGCUGCAAUUUGCAUCACUAGGAAGCUCACUUCAGUCUGAAGCAAGGAAUAACAAGUCAACUUCACAAGGUCUGGGAAACUUGUCAGUAGUCUUUUUAAUAAGCAACAGUGAAAAGAUAAAUAAAUUAUCUUGUAGGUAACAAAGAGUUCACAUAAAAGAAGUAUUUUUUUUUUUAACUUCUGUUUCUUUUUUAAAUUUGAAAAUUUGAACAUAUAUAAUACAGCAGUAAUAAUUCAAGGAAAAAUACACAUAUAAAACAUUGCAUUUUGUAUUCAGUGUAACAGAUACAUAAGUGAAAAAUUAACCACCAGAACCACCACUACCCUCCAGAAAGCAAAGUAUCAAAUCAGGAGAGACAAAUUUCCCCGAGCUUAGGAAUUAAACACAGGUCAGUAAUUAGAUCAAAUCCAAGAUUAUCUUAGCAAACAUGCAAAAACACCAGAAAAGAUGUCAAACCACCACACUCGCUACUAUCACUUUAUUUGGAGAAAAAGCACCGGACAGUUGCAUGCAGAGCCAAACUAACAAACUCAGAACAGUCAUCCUCCAAUACUAUCACUGUUUCAAAUCAUUAAAUAAAAAACAACCCAAGUGCGUUCA
Molecule: messenger RNA, 2859 nt
Organism: Centrocercus urophasianus (Greater sage-grouse)
Lineage: Eukaryota; Metazoa; Chordata; Aves; Galliformes; Phasianidae
Gene: ENO4
Product: enolase 4
Exons: 15
Coding region: 7-1881 (624 amino acids)
Biological process (GO): glycolytic process
Cellular component (GO): phosphopyruvate hydratase complex
Molecular function (GO): magnesium ion binding; phosphopyruvate hydratase activity
Source: RefSeq, a predicted model, not a curated record